Molecule: messenger RNA, 1182 nt
Organism: Acaulospora morrowiae
Lineage: Eukaryota; Fungi; Glomeromycota; Glomeromycetes; Diversisporales; Acaulosporaceae
Source: the annotation of a GenBank genome assembly
AUGACUUCACAUCCCGCCAUUACAAUUCACAAUUCUAUAUUGAAUGGUCAGCUUCUCACGUCCUUCAAACCAUGGCAAAUAAUUUCAUAUCUCCUUUACUUUGAACAUCAAGGACAACACACCCUGCGCCACGGAGGAUUUUCGAAAAUCGUAUCUCUUAAAUCCCUUCUAACUUUCCUAAGCCAUCGGAAAGAGGAAUUCCUCGCCUUUGGUUGCGAGAUAAAAAAUCUUGGUUCGGUUUAUCGAUUCAAGCUACCUAAUAUUUGUGGAAUUUGCCAUAAAGUUGGUCAUAUACCUUCAGAAUGCGUAACCUCCGAGGUGAUUCUUUCCCGGAGAAUGUUGGAACUCGAGGAUAUCGAGUUUAUGGUGAAUUCCAUUUUAGAACAUAAAAUAUUGAUUAGGAAAAUUGUUUUGAGGUUUAAUGAUCUGGGUGGCAAGGGGGCCAAGAUCAUCGCGAGAUUGAUUUCUCGGAGUGACACAAUCGUUGAGCUCGUCCUGGAAAGCACUAAAAUUGAUGACGAAGGAAUUGAGUUGAUCGCAGAUGCUUUGGGCGAAAAUCGUUCGAUCGAACGGAUUAUCCUGAAUAACAAUGAAUUUGGAUCGAGAGGGUUAACCUCCAUGGCCAAAAUAUUAAAGAAUAAUAAGACCUUAAGGAUUGUUGAACUGUCUUCCAGAGGUAAUCCGGAAGAAGCCACACAGGAAUUUCUUCAAAUUUUUAAUGACGUAUUGAUAACCAACACCUCCAUAACUUCUUUCACUUUUAAUGCCCGCGGGCUUCAAAACCUAUCGCACAAUUCUAUCAGCGAUAAUCACAAUCAUAAUGAUAAUACUAUUGUUGAUACCACGCUGCUGAUCAAGAGCAAACUAUUUACAAACAUAACUCGUUACCUAGAACAAAAUCGUAUGUUUGACUCAAUACUUAGCAGUGCGGCAAUAGAGUUGAUGAAUAAAUCCCGAAUUUUCUUUUUGAACAUUCAGGGAUGUGAUUUAUCUGUAAGAAGGAUACCAUUCGAAAUUUGGGCUCAGAUGUUUAGAUGUUUUGGCGAACACUCGGGUUUGACCACAAAGCAAGUUGAUAUGAUUGUGAAAUUUAGUGCCACUCGUGUUACUUUGUCGAGCACCAUUACAAAACGAGAUUUUUUAGAAUGUGUUUAUUUUAAUAAAAAAUUCUGGGUCGACUAA